CCUGGGGCAACAGCAACAACAAGCGUGCUCCUGCUUGGCUCGGGUGGGGGUGGGACCAUGGCCGGUCGCACUCUAGCUCUGCGCUAUGGGCCCCCAUGGGCCCCCGUCACUGGAACUGAAAUGCCUGGAUCCUGGCCCAACUGGCAUCUCACCAGCAGCGGCGUUGCCCACCACAUUAUCCCAACUGUGUCCUUUCUCGCGCCCGCCCGGCAGCUGAAGUCCGGCGCCUUCUGCCCAGUUCACGGUCGCAGAGCCCCUACCCCCGGCCGGACAGAACGAUCCGCACAUCUGGGCUUUCGACGAGGUCAUCAGCAGAUGGGAGACGACCUCCGGCUCGGCUUACGUGCCCAAGAACCACGGCGGGCCUUACGCGCAGCUGCGGGCCACAGAGUUUGCGGAUCCCAAGCGGACUCUGGGAAUCAAGGAUUUAGGAGAAAAGCUCAGACACCGCAGCUGGCGCCUCCCUGUGAGCACGAAGUACCAGAGAAGCGAGACGAAGGCGCAGUACACCUGCUGGCCCGACCCGGACCCGGGCCCCACCGUCUACGUCGGGCCCCAGCCCCUGGAGCUGGCGGACCACCACCGUGGGGGUCCUUCCCAGGCUCUAAUUCCUUGGACGAAGAACGCAGAGCUGGCAGGUCGGCCGUUCACAAUAUCCGAUCGGGGUGUCCUGGACCGCCACCAGCUCUAUCUGACCACAUCGGCCCGGGAUUUCUACCCGAAGAACCAGCUGUCCGGAUAUCCAUGCAAGGACUCGUCGACUUCUUCGAGCUUCAAGGAGACGCCCCACGUCUGGGAUCACGGCUCGCGGGUCCCGCCGUGUCCGUCGCGGAUCCGCGUGCCCCGCGCGCGCCCCGUGAGGCAGCCCGUGCCGCACCGCGGGGUCCUCUCUCUGGCUCGGGAGUCCUACAGCCUCCCGCUGCAUCCACUGCGCGGACUCGACCGCUUCUGCCCGCUGGAAGCACCCUGGGGCGGCCCCCACUGGAAGCCGCUGCCGGGCAUCUACAGCGUGCCAAAAGCCUACAGCACCGAAAACUCCUGCUACGGCAGCUCCAAGCCCGCGCGGGUUUGAGCCCGCCGGGCAAGCCCCGCCCCGGACGCGCCCCUUGUGGGCGGAGCCAAGCCUGGAGGACGGCGACUGGGCGGAGCUGAGGUCAGGAGCCCCGCCCAUCACGUGAGAGCGAAACCGCUUGGGCCACACCCACUGACUCUAUUGGCCCGUGGGCGUGGCUAAACAUAGACGUGCCCACUCGGUUGCUUCAGGUUUUGGGGAGAUUAGGCCCAGAAAAUGCACGUCGAGGCUGUGGACACGCCCCCUGCGGGAGAGGGGGCAGGGCUUGCCUUAAUCAAUGAGUUAAAUAGCUUAAAUCACA
Molecule: messenger RNA, 1373 nt
Organism: Microcebus murinus (gray mouse lemur)
Lineage: Eukaryota; Metazoa; Chordata; Mammalia; Primates; Cheirogaleidae
Source: RefSeq, a predicted model, not a curated record